Messenger RNA from Myxocyprinus asiaticus (Chinese sucker), 4712 nucleotides. Its product is annotated as adhesion G protein-coupled receptor E5-like. Gene Ontology annotation, cellular component: membrane. The record is from RefSeq and is a predicted model, not a curated record. Gene Ontology annotation, molecular function: calcium ion binding; G protein-coupled receptor activity. The transcript has 18 exons. Bases 496 to 2688 code for a protein of 730 amino acids. Lineage: Eukaryota; Metazoa; Chordata; Actinopteri; Cypriniformes; Catostomidae. Gene Ontology annotation, biological process: cell surface receptor signaling pathway; adenylate cyclase-activating G protein-coupled receptor signaling pathway.
CUGUACUGUACAGAAUUGCAUCCACAGAACUCUUCGUGGCUUGAGUUACUUCAUAUUACAAUGAUGUUAUGAAUCCUAUUUUCAGUCAUUUUACAGCUGCCAACUCUUCUUUUCCCCUCCCUCUCAGAGUCAGCCAGAGCAGGGGGUGUGACUCAGCUGGACUGCACUCACAAAACUCUCUCAGGCACACACAGAGACACAUCGAGAAAGACAUAAGACUUAGUGUUAAAAGCAAUAUUGAGAAAAAGGAGGCAUUCAAAUUAAAAACUGUGCAACCUUGCUUCUGUUCUUUCUUUGAUCAAGUUAGGAGUGGAUACUCGACAAACCUUUAUUGACAAACUGAAGAUACUUCAAGACGUGCCUGGAGAAAGACUCCAGAUUUAAGGGGUUCAAGACUUUUUACAGCUGAAUUCAUUUUAUGGGAUUGCUCAGAAUCAAAACUUAAAUUUCAAGUGGUUUAAACUUCUUUUUGAAUGUAUAAGUCACUCUUUCACAAUGAGGCAUGUGUAUCUACUGAUCCUGGUUCUUUCAUUUGCCCUGAUGGAAAAGAUCCUGGCAAAAACCUGCCCCCUUGGAUUUAUAAAGUCUAAAAAAUUGUGUGUAGAUGAGAAUGAGUGUGAAUUUGAAAAUCCAAUUUGUGGAGAAAAUGCAGUUUGCUCAAACACAAAUGGCAGCUACUAUUGUGAAUGUAAAGAAGGGUUUGAGCCAAAAGACAGAUUCAAACAAGAGAAUGGGACUACAUGCAGAGACAGGGAUGAAUGCAAAGAUGAUCCAGGUCUUUGUGGAAAAAAUACAACAUGUCAUAAUACCCCUGGCAGUUUCAACUGCACAUGUGCUGCAGGCUUCAGACUGAAGUCAGGGAAAAUUUAUUUGACGGAACUAAAUGAUCUCUGUGAAAGUGUAUGCAUCCUUGAUAAAUUAAACUGUGGAGGAGGACACUGCCAGAAUGGCAACAAUGGCCAUGAAUGCAAGUGCAAUCCGGGAUUCACCAACUAUGGUCACAAGACUAUGAAAUGCACAGAGCUUAACUGUGACACAUUUAUGAAUAAGAGCAAGACAUCACAGGUAUCUUCAAAACUAACAAAAAUUGUCUCUUUGAUGAGCAACAGCUGUUUGGUGCUGAUUCCGAGUGAGUCUGCCAGGAAGGAACCUUAUGAACAAUUUGAUGGAGAAAGACUUUUAGAGAAACUUCUGAAUGCCCUGGAUGACCUUCUUCAUGAUGGGUUUCAACCUGAUAACAAUAUGGUUUCAGUGUUGUUUGAUAUUGUGGAAAGUGCAUUAACACUGAUCGGACCUUUUCUAAAAAACACCCAGACCCAGAGGUCAUCCAAAAAAACUGAGGUGGAGCUGUUGGUAAAGAGAGGCAGUUCUCAACCUGAGGGUCCCUUCAUGAUAUCCACCAACACCACACGAUUUUCAUCCCACUGGGACACAGCAACAGGCAACAAUUAUCUAGGCUUUACAACUGCAGCUCUCCUCAGCUACAAAAGUCUGGAAAAAUCACUCAACAGAUUUUUUGGCUACAUAGAGGGACCAGAAAACAAACAUUUCAAUAUUAAUUCCAGAGUAGUAACUGCCAUUGUUAGCAACAAAGAAACAGGCCAUCUGGAGAAACCUGUAAUUCUCACAUUCUCUCACUUGAGGCCCACAAAUGAGAACCACACCUGUGUGUUUUGGGACCCUUCACUGCAAGGUGGUGCAUGGUCCACACGUGGCUGCACUACCAUGAACUCUAGUGAUGUUCAGACGGUCUGUUCCUGUAAUCACCUAAGCAGCUUUGCAGUACUGAUGGCACUCUAUGACAUUGGGGAUGUUUAUGAGCUGCGUCUGAUCACAUGGGUGGGACUGUCGCUGUCACUGGCCUGCCUUCUCAUCUGCAUUGCAACAUUUUAUUUUGUGCACUCUAUCCAGAGCACACGCAACACCAUCCACCUGCAUCUUUGCAUCAGCCUCUUCAUCGCUUACUUUGUCUUUCUUGUGGGGAUCACCCGCACAGACAAUAAGGUGGGCUGCUCAAUCAUUGCAGGCAUGCUGCACUACUUCUUUCUGGCUGCGUUCUGUUGGAUGUGUCUGGAGGGAGUGCAGCUCUUCCGUAUGGUGGUGCUGGUCUUCAACACAACUCUGAGACCAGUCUAUAUGAUUGCAGCUGGUUAUGGAGUUCCCGCUGUUAUUGUGGCUGUUUCAGCUGCAGUGUCUGCAAAAGGAUAUGGCACAGAGAGAUACUGUUGGCUGAACUUUGAAGAUGGCAUAAUCUGGAGCUUCUAUGGGCCAGUGUGUGUGAUAAUAAUUGUUAAUGUGUUCUUCUUCCUCAUAACUAUAUGGAAGCUGGCAGAGAAAUUUUCCUCCCUCAACCCAGACUUAGACAAUCUACAGAAAAUCAAGACAUUUACAAUCACUGCGAUUGCUCAACUGUGUGUCCUCGGCAUCAUGUGGGUGUUUGGCUGUUUUCAGUUUGAUAAGGGCACGCUGGCAAUGUCAUACAUCUUCACCAUACUAAGCAGUCUGCAAGGGGUGCUGAUGGUCAUCAUGCAUUGUUGGCUUUCGAAACAAGUAAGAGAUGAGUAUGCCAAAUUCCUGUCAUUUAUCUGUGCACCACAGAAGCGGAAAUACUCAGAGUUCAGCUCAAACCAAACAAGCAAAUCCCAGGCAUCCAGGAGCGUUCAGCACACAGGCAAAUCCAACAUUUAGGAGAUCAAGUCAACAGACCAUUGUCAGUUUUGCAAGUUUGCAUGCAACAUUGUAUUUCUGUAUCUGCUGUCUAUAUAGAAAUGGUUAUAUUCCGUGUUGGUAACACUUUACAUUAAAGUUCCUUUUGUUAAGAGAUAAUAAAGGGGUUUUAUUAAUUAAUAAUAAUUCAUUUACUAAUGCAUUCUAAAUCAUUGAUAUGUGGUUAUAACAACAUCCAUAUAAAGAGUGACUUUCAUGCGAUACCUGCUAAACAGUGAGCCCUUUUACCUCACAUGUUACAAAUGCUUAACAACACUUGUUCAACAAUAAUUUCUAAAAAUGUAGGACUAGGUAAAACCAUUCUUUUUCUUGACAUCAGUGUGCCAAAGAAAGUGGCAACACAAGUGAGUCAAGACAUUAUAAUAAUUAAUAUAAACACAAAGCAGACUGUAGUAAAAUGACAUAAUCCCUCCUUUUAAUCUCACUAAUCUAUUUUUACUACAUUGUGACAAAUCAUGAAAUAGGGCAUUUAUUUUUUUAAUAAGUAUGGAUAAAUGUGUUUAUUUAGCAUUUAUAGCAUGCAAGUUUAAAUGCUCACUAUUAGGUAAGUAUUGAAAAGUUGCUCUUUUUAUGUCUGUUGCUAUAACUGCAGAUAAAUGAUUUAUAAUGCAUGUGUUAAUGACUUAUUUAUUUAUGAACCCCGUUAUAAACCCUUCACAAAGGGAACAUUCAUGUAAAGUGCUAUCUCUGCAUUUAUAUCUAAAAAAAAAAAAGAAGUUUGUUAGUUUUUAAAUUUGUAGGUUGCACCAAGUAAUUAUUUUGUUCAUAUUGUGCUGGCUGAUAUGAGACAUUAUUAAAUGUUAGUACUGUAGAACGUAUCUAAUUUUGGUUAUCUGCUUGGACACCUGUUUAAAAUUUAAGUGAACUGAGUUUAUACAGAAAAGGUUGGUCUCAUAGUAAAAUCUUUUCUGGCUGGAAAAGGCCUAGGAUGAUGUGUUUGCAGUUGCCACUUGCUUUGAUAUUUUGUACAUAAUGUAACGACUUUCAUAAAUGUUUAGGAGAAGCUUAAGUGUCCAAAUAUUUAUUUCCUCCGCUGCAGCUGUUUGUAAGAUAAUGUUGCAAGGUAAGACAACUUGAGGUAAAUUUUUUGUUUUUAAAAACGUUUAAAACAUAAAAACAUAAAACAGUGAUUUUUGAAUUUUUUUUUUUUAUUUAUGGACUGUUCAUAUAUUACCUAAAGUGUAGAUGCUGGCCACAAAGAAGAACUUUGUCCAUAUUUAUGUGUGUGUAUAUGUACUUGUUGUGCAUUUUUAAUCUGCUAAAAUGUUAAAGCUGAGCUUUAAUGCAUUUUUUAUUUCCUGAAGCGUUCCUGGACCUCAACUGGUAGAAUGGCACCAACACCAAGGUCAUGGGUUUGAAUUCCAGGAAACAUAUACAAUGUAUACCUUGAAUGCAGUGUAAGAUGCUUUUGCAAAUAGCAUCUAUGGACCUUAUUCACAGUAUCUUUGAUUUUUAUUGGGAAUGACAACGAGGUGGCAAGGGAUAGACUUACCAUCUCUUCAAUGGCACGCAUGGUAUAAAGCUGGUAAAAGCUCCUCGAUCACAUCUGAUUUUCCACAACUCACGAGUUUUUUGUCAUAGUCUUGGAAAGAUGAUUUUUUUUUCAAUGUUUUGUCCGCAGAAUGAUCCAAAAACCCUUUAAACUGCAGUACAACCCAUUGAAGAGACUGUGCAUCUAUUCCUCACAGCCUCGUUGUCAUUCAUGUCAAAAAGAUGGCGUGCUGUGAAUAAACGCAUUUCAAACCGGUUGUUUUCUAAAUGAAUGUAAUCUUCUAAAGUGUUUUUAACAAAGGUCAAACAAUCUAAUCUUUCAAACUUAUCAUUACUGAGGUCACUGAUCUCUGACCCUGUCAUUUUGUACAUGUAAUUACCUACCUGCACUUUGCCUGACCUGCCUGCCACUAUUAAAUGUUAUUUUGUUAUUAUUUUAUUUAAUCUUUUUAUGUUGCAGGGUUUUGAUAUUAAACAUUUUAUUUAGAAACUCA